This is a messenger RNA of Eremothecium sinecaudum, 1230 nucleotides long. RefSeq names its product methionine aminopeptidase (gene MAP2). The record is from RefSeq and is a predicted model, not a curated record. Gene Ontology annotation, molecular function: metalloaminopeptidase activity. NCBI's taxonomy places the organism in Eukaryota, Fungi, Ascomycota, Saccharomycetes, Saccharomycetales, Saccharomycetaceae. The transcript has a single exon. The coding region runs from base 1 to 1230 and encodes 409 amino acids. Gene Ontology annotation, biological process: proteolysis.
AUGUCUGAAGAGGAGGCUAAAGAGAUCAAGAAUGAAGAUGUAGAAGUAGAUUCUGCCGUCGAUACCCCGGUAGACGAAUCAGCUUCCAAAAAGAAGAAGAAGAAGAAGAAGAAGUCUAAGAAUGCUCCAAAGAACAUCGCCCUCAUAUAUCCUGAUGAAAAGUAUCCUGAGGGUGAAUGGAUGGACUAUGGCCAAGACUUCAACACCAAACGGGUUACGGACGAAGAAAAGCGCUACUUGGAACGUGACAGGGAGCAUGAACAGCGCUGGAAUGAUAUUCGUAAGGCCGCGGAAAUCCACCGUCGGGUAAGAAAGCAUGUGCAAAACAGAAUUCAGCCUGGUAUAACGCUUACGGAGAUUGUAGAGAUGGUGGAAAAUGCGACAAGGAAGUACACAGGGACGGACGUGGGCGGUUCGCAUGUUAACAGGCCAAAGUCGCAAGGUGUAGCGUUCCCCACAGGCGUGUCGCUGAACCACUGCGCGGCGCAUUUUACGCCCAAUGCAGGCGACACAACGGUUCUCAAGUAUGAAGAUGUAAUGAAGGUGGAUUUUGGUGUCCACGUUAACGGCUAUAUCGUUGACUCUGCCUGGACUGUAGCUUUCGACCCUAAGUACGACCCUCUUCUUGACGCAGUUCGCGAUGCCACCAACACCGGUAUAAAGGAAGCAGGCAUUGAUGUCCGUCUAACGGACAUUGGAGAAGCCAUCCAGGAGGUCAUGGAGUCCUACGAGGUCACUCUCGAUGGCAAAACCUUCCAGGUAAAGCCCUGCCGCAACCUCUGCGGCCAUAAUAUCGCUCCUUAUAGAAUUCACGGCGGUAAGUCCGUGCCCAUCGUCAAGAAUGGCGAUGAAACGAAGAUGGAAGAGGGCGAGCACUUUGCAAUUGAAACCUUCGGCACUACUGGCCGCGGUUACGUCGUGCAGAGAGGCGAGUGUUCCCACUACGCCCGCGCGGCCGAUGUAGACGCCCAACCGUCUCUACUAAGAGCUAAAGCUCUACUAAAAACUAUUAACGAAAACUUUGGCACUCUACCAUGGUGCAGGCGCUACCUUGAUAGACUAGGAGAGGAAAACUACCUUUACGCACUCAAUCACAUGGUUAAGCAAGGCAUUAUUCAGGAUUACCCUCCUCUGAACGAUAUCUACGGUUCUUACACUGCACAGUACGAGCAUACCAUUCUGUUGCAUCCCCAUAAGAAGGAGGUGGUCUCCAAAGGAGACGACUACUAA